AUGAAAUCUCUGAGAAUUAACAAUCAAUAUAUAAUAUCUAGAAAAAUUGCAUCAGGUGCAUUUGGGUUUGUGAUGCUAGGUUUUGAUUAAAAAACAGGACAGUAAGUGGCUAUAAAAAUUGAAAAACCUGAAAAUGAGCAUCUCAGAUCCUUAGAAAAAGAAGUAGACAUAAUAAGAAGAUUGGAAGGAGUUUAAGGAGUGCCUUAAAUGUUAUAUUUUGGUAAAUAGGAUGACUUUAAUGUGUUGGUUUUGCAACUUCUUUCUAAAGAUUUGUCCUCUUUGAUAAAAAAAUAAAAGAAAUUUAGCCUCAAAACUGUUUUAUAGAUUGGAAUUAAAUUAGUAGAAGUACUGGAUGAUAUUCAUUAAAAAGGAGUAUUACAUAGAGAUUUAAAACCAGAAAAUAUUAUGAUUGAUGAUAAUAAUAGAUUUUAUAUUAUUGAUUAUGGUAUUAGUAAGGCAUUUAUGCGUAAAAAUGGAACCCAUUUGUAAAAUAUUAAAAUAAUUAGACCUUUCAAAGACAGAUAACCAUUUAUUGGAACAUCUCGAUAUGCUUCGAUUGCAGCUCAUAAAGGAAAUGAAUUAGGAAGAAAAGACGAUUUGGAAUCUUUAAUUUACAUCCUAUUGUACUUUUAUUAUGGGUAAAAAUGAAGAUUUUCAUUGUUUCAGUAAUUUACCAUGGCAAAACAUUAAGCAUGUUCCAAGUGACUAAAAGAUAAUAUAAGUUGGUGAAAUUAAGUAAAAAUAGACUCUUGAAUUGUUUAAUAAUUUACCUGAAGAAUUGAAAAAAAUAUAUGAGUAAUAUUUUAAUAAAUAUAUAGAUAUUUACGUAAAUUAACAUAUGUAACAGAACCAGAUUAUAAAUCAAUUAUUAAAUUAUUUUAAUAAGCUGCUAAAAAUUCCAAAAUAAAAAUUGAUUCUAUUUAUGAUUGGGAUAUCCAAAAUACUGCUCAAACAGAAAUGUUUUCUCGUUAUGGAACAAUUUAAUUUGAUGAUAAUUAUGAGAUUGAUUAAUAUCAAUCUAAUUAAUAAAUGUAAAUAUUCUAUCAUUUUAUAGAAAUAUUAAAUAACAUCAUAUUAAUCCUAAUAAAAGAAAAACCUUUUGUCCAUCUUUAAUUAAAUAAACUUUUAAUUAAGAUCUUAUUUAAAUUGUAAAAGAUAAAGGUAAAAAAAGUAAUGGAAGUAGUGCAAUGGAAAAUAUUGAUGAGAUAUAUUAAUUAUCAAAAGAUGAAAUAAGUGAAGAUACUUAAUAAAUAAUUCCAGAGGAAUGUUAAUAAAAUUAAGGUUUGAGAGUUAGAACGUUGCCUGAUUAUUUGAAAAAACCGAAAAUCAAAUAAAAACCAACUUAAACUCUCGUUUUUGAUGAUGAUUGGGUGAUUGACUCAGGUACUCAUUUAGUAGAUAAUUAUAAAAAAUUAUAAUCUUUAAGUAAUUAAAUGACUACUAUUUUUCAUCAUAAAUAAAAGUGA
Paramecium pentaurelia is the source of this 1466-nucleotide messenger RNA. The record is from the annotation of a GenBank genome assembly. Lineage: Eukaryota; Ciliophora; Oligohymenophorea; Peniculida; Parameciidae.